AAAAAAAGUUCUAUGGUAAUUAUUAUUAACUAACAGCUUUCUUAUUUCAUAUUAAUUACUCUGCAAGACACUUCCAGCGUGGUUCCCCCAUCUGACACUCAUUCACCUAGUUGAUUUUUUGUUGUUGUUCUAUAACAUUCUUUCAUUCAUGCACGAAUUCAUUUUACAAGUAUGUAUUCAUUGACUUAACUACGAGUGUGAAAGAAGACACAAAAGAAAUAUACACAUCUGCCUCACCUCCCUUGGAGUUUGUCUUCUCCCGUGUGCUCGUGUUUUCCAGUUCAGAUCAAAAGCAUCAUGAGCUAGGGGACCAUGUUUGAUGCCUGGACAGCCCUAGCACCCAACGCUGAGGAUUGGAGACACUGCUAGGUACCCGGGCUGGAAGACUGGGUUCUGGUUCUUGUUUUGCCACUUACAGGCUGGGUAACAGGGAGCAAUCCUGUUGUCCUCAAUAGGUGUGUUUCCUCACCUGAAAGUGUACACAAUCCAUCCAUGACUGAUGUGACGAUUACAGGUCUACACAAUGCGCAUGUGGAUUUGUCUUGCAAACGUCCACGACCAGGCCCUCAAGAAACAGUGCCGCGCAUGCCCACCAAGGGGCAGCAGAUCGCAGUGCAGAGGCCCGCGGCGCUUGACGUCAGGGCGCACGUCCCACCCCGUGACCGUGACUGUGACCGUGACCAAGAGCGUCUCUGGGACACGGCCGGGCGGCGCGGCGGGAGUGCACAGGACCCGUCAUGGCGGCCGAAGCCUCGGAGAGCGAGCCGGCUCUGCAGGAGCUCAUGCGCGAGGCGGAGAUCAGCCUGCUGGAGUGCAAGGUGUGCUUUGAGAAGUUUGGCCACCGGCAGCAGCGGCGCCCGCGCAACCUGUCCUGCGGCCACGUGGUCUGCCUGGCCUGCGUGGCCGCCCUGGCGCACCCGCGCACGCUGGCCCUCGAGUGCCCAUUCUGCAGACGAGCCUGCCGGGGCUGCGACACCAGCGACUGCCUGCCGGUGCUGCACCUCAUAGAGCUCCUGGGCUCAGCGCUUCGCCAGUCCCCGGCCGCCCACCGCGCCGCCCCCAGCGCCCCCGGAGCCCUCACCUGCCACCAUACCUUUGGCGGCUGGGGGACCCUGGUCAACCCCACCGGACUGGCGCUUUGUCCCAAGACGGGGCGGGUCGUGGUGGUGCACGACGGCAGGAGGCGUGUCAAGAUUUUUGACUCUGGGGGAGGAUGCGCGCAUCAGUUUGGAGCGAAGGGGGACGCUUCCCAAGACAUUAGGUAUCCUGUGGAUGUCACCAUCACCAACGACUGCCAUGUGGUUGUCACUGACGCCGGCGAUCGCUCCAUCAAAGUGUUUGAUUUUUUUGGCCAGAUCAAGCUUGUCAUUGGAGGCCAAUUCUCCUUACCUUGGGGUGUGGAGACCACCCCUCAGAAUGGGAUUGUGGUAACUGACGCGGAGGCAGGGUCCCUGCACCUCCUGGACGUCGACUUCGCGGAAGGGGUCCUUCGGAGAACUGAAAAGUUGCAAGCUCAUCUGUGCAGUCCCCGAGGGGUGGCAGUGUCUUGGCUCACGGGGGCCAUUGCAGUCCUGGAGCACCCCCUGGCCCUGGGGACUGGGGUUUGCAGCACCAGGGUGAAAGUGUUUAGCUCAAGUAUGCAACUUGUCGGCCAGGUGGAUACCUUUGGGUUGAGCCUCUAUUUUCCCUCCAAAAUAACUGCCUCCGCUGUGACCUUUGAUCACCAGGGAAAUGUAAUUGUUGCAGAUACCUCUGGUCCUGCUAUCUUUUGCUUAGGAAAACCUGAGGAGUUUCCAGUACUGAAGCCCAUGGUCACUCAUGGUCUUUCCCAUCCUGUGGCUCUUACCUUCACCAAGGAGAAUUCUCUUCUUGUGCUCGACACAGCAUCUCAUUCUAUAAAAGUCUAUAAAGUUGACUGGGGGUGAUGGGCUGGGGUGGGGCCCUGGAAUCAGAAGCACUAGUGCUGCCAUUAAUGAAUUGUUUAACCCUGGAUAAGUCACUUAAACUCAUCUAUGCAGGCAGGGAUAAUUAAAACUGUCUGGUAGACUUA
Messenger RNA from Cercocebus atys (sooty mangabey), 2050 nucleotides. It is a transcript of the gene NHLRC1, whose product is annotated as NHL repeat containing E3 ubiquitin protein ligase 1. Gene Ontology annotation, biological process: protein polyubiquitination; negative regulation of translation; proteasome-mediated ubiquitin-dependent protein catabolic process. Gene Ontology annotation, molecular function: protein binding; ubiquitin protein ligase activity; translation repressor activity. Bases 738 to 1925 code for a protein of 395 amino acids. The record is from RefSeq and is a predicted model, not a curated record. NCBI's taxonomy places the organism in Eukaryota, Metazoa, Chordata, Mammalia, Primates, Cercopithecidae. The transcript has a single exon.